This is a messenger RNA of Nematostella vectensis (starlet sea anemone), 2229 nucleotides long. Its product is annotated as dual specificity mitogen-activated protein kinase kinase 6. The coding region runs from base 286 to 1323 and encodes 345 amino acids. The record is from RefSeq and is a predicted model, not a curated record. Lineage: Eukaryota; Metazoa; Cnidaria; Anthozoa; Actiniaria; Edwardsiidae. Gene Ontology annotation, biological process: protein phosphorylation; MAPK cascade. Gene Ontology annotation, molecular function: ATP binding; MAP kinase kinase activity. The transcript has 12 exons.
AUUUUCCGCAUUCCAUCCAUUUCGAACGAUGAGUCGUUCGACAGGAAAAGAGGUGAUGUAAGUUACGAAAAAAGACUAUGAUAUGUAAAAAUCACGGCGUUUAUUGCUUCGUCUAAACUACUCACUAUCACCCCCUUGUAUAGGGGCAUCUGAUAGUUUGGAACUUCCGGCCUUUGGAGAAUAUUAACGCCGGGAAGCGAGAUCAAAUCAGCGUGUUGUCCCAACCAAGGGAGAAGUUAUUUUUGUUAGAACUCCUUAAAACCCAGUUCUUCUUCUGUUGAAAUAAUGUCGGGAUCACCAAAAGGCGGAAAAAAACACAAGAAAAACAGGCCAAAGUUUGACUUCUCCAAAGUUACAGCUCCUCCUCCUGUCCCACUGAAUACCCCACCCAGGAAUUUAUCAGACAAGACUACCAUUACUGUUGGGGGACAGGAGUUCCACUGCCAGGCAGAUGACCUUCAAGAGAUCAGGGAACUAGGGCACGGUGCAUAUGGAUAUGUGUAUGAGAUGUUGCAUGUUCCUACUUCGACUGUCAUGGCUGUCAAGAAAAUUCGAGCAAAUGUCAAUUCCACAGAACAGAAAAGACUGUUGAUGGACCUUGACAUUUCAAUGCGUGUCAGUGAUUACCCGUACACAGUCCAUUUCUAUGGAGCUUUAUUUAGAGAGGGAGAUGUGUGGAUAUGCAUGGAGCUUAUGAAGACAUCUUUGUAUGAUUUGUACAAACAAGUCUUUUCUAAACCAGACAGAAGAAUUCCUGAAGAAGUUCUAGGAAAAAUUGCAGUGUCUGUCGUUAGUGCUCUUGAGUACCUCCAUUCUAAUCUUAAAGUAAUCCAUAGAGAUGUUAAGCCCUCUAAUAUCCUUGUUGAUGAGAGGGGGAAUUUCAAACUCUGCGACUUUGGAAUCAGUGGACAACUAGUGGACUCUCUUGCCAAGACGGUAGAUGCUGGAUGUAAACCGUAUAUGGCACCAGAGAGAAUUAAUCCUGACAGAGACAUGAAGGGAUACGACAUCCGCUCUGACAUCUGGAGCCUUGGAAUCACAAUGAUUGAACUAGCUACAGGAAAAUUUCCAUACACUCAAUGGAAAACACCCUUUGAACAGCUGAAACAAGUUGUCCAUGAACCGUCUCCUUCAUUACCUGAAGGGCCAUUUUCAUUGAACUUCAGGGAUUUUGUCACAAAAAGUCUCAUAAAGAACUACAAAGAAAGGCCAAAUUAUAAUCAACUCCUGGAACAUCCAUUCAUCAAGGUCCAUAUGGGUAGAAAUGUUGAUGUUGCUAGCUGGCUAGCCCCAUUCCUCAUUGAGCUCAAGCCUCCCAGUUGAUGAUACCACCUUCAAUACAUUUUCUUAGAGAUUUUAUAAAGAUAUCACAUAUCUACCCACCUCCUAACCUAAGGGACAAACCAAUGGCAUAUUUUAGAUAUGGGGGGUGGGGGUGUGAAAGAGUCCCAGGUUGGCAGGGGGAUGACUUUCCCUAACAAAGCUACAUAUUUUUAGGGGCAUGGCCAGCCCAGCCCCCCCUUCUAGCAGGCAAAUAAAAACAGUAAAUGUGUCGGACAUUUUCUAAGAAAACAGGAGAAAAUGCCUUGAAUGGGCCUUUUGGGUCCACUCCUGUUAAAAAUUCUGGCUACAUUGCUGUAUGCUUGCACAAGUGCUAUUACUUUGGGCCCUUUCAUGGUCUGCUAUCUCUUAAGGUAGUUGUUUAUUGAUAACACAACAUCAUUUUUUGCACUGUAUUCCAACAGCAUGAUUUUAAGUCCUUUCUUACUAUGCUUUGCUAUGUACCACAGUCAUUUUUUAUCACUUAAAAUUUAUUUAAGUAUGAGAAUUUGUGAUUUUUUUUUUGGGAAAAAGAUAUUUGUGGCCAGAUUUCCUGUUUAAAGUAAAAUAUCCAAUAGUCCACAACAUUUCUUUCGUGUUCUAUUUGCCUCAAGUGUUUAGAUUUUCAACAUUAAUUUUUCAAGAACGUCUUUCUCUAUGAAUGGGUAAAGCUCAUUUUUCAUAUAUGAAUUGCACAGAUUAAAGUUGUACGUCUGUCUGUCUAAUCUUCUUUCCUUAGGGGAAGGGUAUUUUUGACAUGAUAAAGUUUUGUAUAAACUAUUUGUAUUGUUUUGUAAACAUAAGACUGAAAUUGUAAAUCUUUAUUAGAUGAUGAUAGUCUGAACACAUUUUCAUAGUUGACAUUUUGUAGUGUGCGUAUGUGAAUAAAACUUAUGAAGUUUUCUUUUA